Messenger RNA from Aureobasidium musti, 1134 nucleotides. The record is from the annotation of a GenBank genome assembly. NCBI's taxonomy places the organism in Eukaryota, Fungi, Ascomycota, Dothideomycetes, Dothideales, Saccotheciaceae.
AUGGUUAGUCUGCCACUGACUCCCCACCGCGUCCGUUUCACCAAGGUCGAGCACACCUUCACCACCGACGAAGCUCUGACCAAUCUUGGAUCGCUCAAAUUCUCCCAAUCCAACCGCAUGCCCGACCCCAAAGACCCUUCCAGAAUCGUCACCACAACAACUACGACAACAUUUUCCAUGGCCAAGGAGAUGGCCCGCACGGUCUGCAACAGAUUCUCUGAAGCAAGGUUUGUCGAAUCAUUGGAUGGCAAGACAGACUUCAGUUCAAGGAGUUCCGUCUGGCAAUUGACCCCUAAGGGUAUGCGUGUUCUCACUCGCUUCUGCCAGCGCAACGGCAUCCACCAACGCCAUGUCAACGAGCUUUUGGACUCGCCUCGCAACAUGAUGCAGCUCGUCAUCCUCGAACGUGUCCCUGAGAACGAUAACAUCAACAUUGAUCGCGGCACUAUUGAGGUUGUUUUCAGAAGAUUCUGUGGUGAGGAAGGCCCUAACCUCAAGAGCACUGCCACAGCCGACUCGGAGUCGAUCCAUGAUUAUGCAACUGGUCUGGUUGGAGUACACAUGAUGAGAUCCCGCAAGCAGUUUGAGAAGGAUACUCCCUACAUGUUCACCGGCAAGUCGGCCCUCGAUUGGCUGAUGGACUGCUGCAUGGUCGUAAACAGGAAAGAGGGUUGCGAUAUUGCCCAGCAGUUCAUGGUACAUCAACUAAUUGUCAACCUGACCGAAGAGCGCAACACGCCUGCUGCCUCCCGCUUCCAGCCCCUCAAAACAGCACAUUACGGUGUCACGGANAAGGGAAUGAGGAUUGCAGGCUGGGUCAGAAGUCCCAAUGGCUCUAUUAACGGCGAAGCUGUCGUUGUCAAGCUUNNCCCCCCUGGUGUUGCUCGCGACUCCAAUACCACCAGAAUGUCACAAAUCAUCCACGACCCUGCACAACGCCUGGUCUUCCGCGAGUUCUUGCAAGAAACCCAUUGCGAGGAAAAUCUCACAUUCUAUCUCGAAGUCAGAAGCUUCUUGCUGGACUACAACUCUGCCAAGCGUUCAGUUCCUGCCCCUCGUCUGGAUCUUAUUCGCGAAACUCUGGCCUCGGCGUACAGUAAGCUCAUCUCAAUAGUGUCUUGUCCUGACACGUAG